UCAACUUCCUCGUCGUCACUUCCCUUCUUCCAGCUCUGCAAAUGGCAUUUUCCUGCUAAUCCAAUUCCAAAACACAUAAGAUUGGGUCGUAUUGGUAGCACAUGGGACACCGGAGUUGUGCAACUGAUUCCUCUGUCGCUGCCGAUGACCUCCGCUUCGACUACCUCUCCGGCUUCGCCAAUCACUUCUCCUCCGAGGCACUCGCCGGAGCUCUUCCUCCCGACCAGAACAGCCCUCUCAUUUGCCCCUAUGGCCUUUAUGCCGAGCAAAUCUCCGGCACUUCCUUCACCACCCCUCGCAACCUCAAUCUUCGCAGUUGGCUUUAUCGGGUCAAGCCUUCGGUGACCCACGAACCGUUUAAGCCCCGGGUCCCAUCGAAUGGGAGACUCUUGAGUGAGUUCAAUCAGUCUAAUAGUUCCGCAAACCCGACUCAGCUCCGAUGGAAACCCGUGGAUAUACCCGAUUCACCCACGGAUUUUGUCGAUGGGUUGUUCACGAUUUGUGGUGCUGGCAGCUCAUUCCUACGCCAUGGAUAUGCUAUUCACAUGUACGCUGCCAACAAGUCAAUGGAUGACUGUGCUUUUUGCAACGCUGAUGGUGACUUCCUUGUUGUCCCUCAGAGAGGAAGGCUUUUAAUCCUUACUGAAUGUGGAAGAUUAGAAGUUUCCCCGGGUGAAAUAGCUGUAUUACCUCAAGGGUUUCGUUUUGCUCUUAAUCUGCCUGAUGGUCCAUCCCGUGGAUAUGUUGCUGAGAUUUUUGGUACUCAUUUUCAACUUCCAGACCUUGGACCCAUAGGUGCUAAUGGCCUCGCUGCUCCAAGGGAUUUCCUUGUCCCGACAGCAUGGUUUGAAGACAAUUCCUAUCCUGGCUACACUAUCAUACAAAAGUUUGGUGGUGAACUAUUUGCUGCAGUACAAGAUUUCUCUCCAUUCAAUGUCGUUGCUUGGCAUGGUAACUAUGUUCCAUAUAAGUAUGAUCUAAACAAAUUUUGCCCUUACAACACCGUUCUGUUUGAUCAUGGUGACCCUUCAAUAAAUACUGUUUUGACAGCACCAACUGAUAAACCUGGAGUGGCAUUGCUUGAUUUUGUCAUCUUCCCACCCAGAUGGCUGGUUGCUGAGCACACGUUCCGGCCUCCAUAUUAUCAUCGCAACUGCAUGAGUGAAUUUAUGGGCCUUCUUUAUGGUGGUUAUGAGGCAAAGGUUGAUGGCUUUCUCCCUGGCGGUGCAAGUCUUCACAGCUGCAUGACCCCUCAUGGUCCUGAUACCAAGUCAUAUGAGGCUACCAUUGAUCGCGGGAAUGAUGUAGGACCUCAGAAAAUCAUGAACACGAUGGCAUUUAUGUUCGAAUCGAGUUUAAUACCUCGUAUAUGUAGAUGGGCUCUAGAAUCUCCAUUCAUAGAUCAUGAUUACUACCAAUGUUGGAUUGGUCUGAAAUCUCAUUUUACACCUGCUCGCACCUCAAAUCCUAAAGCAACCUUCUUGCAGAAUGGACAAGACGAGAAGUGAGAACUGCUUGCAGGCGAUUGUAUACGAAACGGAGAAUAAAAAGGAUGCAGAAUAAGUAUUUGCUUUCGUUGUGUACAUAAAAUAUGCACAGGAUGCCAGAUGUAUGUCAAUAAAGAAAGUUUUAAUUGUCAUCAUGGACAUAAAGAAAAUGUUUGGCUUUGUUUAUGUGGAAUAUAAAUAAUGGUGAGCAACAUUCGCGUAUCA
Prosopis cineraria is the source of this 1712-nucleotide messenger RNA. RefSeq names its product homogentisate 1,2-dioxygenase. The coding region runs from base 102 to 1508 and encodes 468 amino acids. NCBI's taxonomy places the organism in Eukaryota, Viridiplantae, Streptophyta, Magnoliopsida, Fabales, Fabaceae. Gene Ontology annotation, molecular function: homogentisate 1,2-dioxygenase activity. The record is from RefSeq and is a predicted model, not a curated record. Gene Ontology annotation, biological process: L-phenylalanine catabolic process. Gene Ontology annotation, cellular component: cytoplasm. The transcript is spliced from 9 exons.